Racocetra fulgida is the source of this 1199-nucleotide messenger RNA. The record is from the annotation of a GenBank genome assembly. NCBI's taxonomy places the organism in Eukaryota, Fungi, Glomeromycota, Glomeromycetes, Diversisporales, Gigasporaceae.
UAAACAAAGCAACUGAUAAAGCAACUAAUAAAGUAGCAGACGAGGUAAUGGAUAAAGCAAUUGAUGAAGUAACGGAUAUGGAAUCGGAUAUGCUAACAGAUAUGACAACAGAUAUCAUGAGUGAAACUAAUGAAAUAAUCCCGCCAUUUUUCCCAUCUGUGUCUUUUAUGGCUAGUGAAGACGAAGUAUUGAGUAGUGAUGACAAUCUUGAAUUUGAAAUAAGCUACAAAUUAUUUAUCAAAACUGCAGAAGAAACAGCGUUGCUAGCAAAAUGGUUUAAGGAAUCCAUGUCAACAAUAGAUGAAUUUUUUUCAUCAAUUUAUAACCAAAUCACCAUGUUGAUAAAAAAUAAUACUCUCUUGCCAACUGAUUAUAGUAUAGCAUUUAAAAUGCAAAGAGAAACUGGCGCUGGGACCCAACUAGCUGAUGCGCAGGAUUUUAUAAAGUUUAAAGCCGAAUGUCUAAAACUAGCUGCCAAAAACAUUAAUAUAGAAAUUUACAUAACAAUUAUUCAAACAAAAAAAAAGAAUGCAAAUAAUGAAGAAAAAGAGUUCAUAGUUAAUUACAAAAAUAGCAAUAAGGUUUCACGUAUUUCUUCUUUAUCUUCACAUAACAAAUUAAUUGCUGAGAAUGUGCUAGAAAUUAGAACAGAAUAUCACUGCAAUAUACAUAACCGGCCUUGUCUAAACAAAGAAAGCAAUAAAGAUUUAUAUGUAGAAAUUACCUUUAUAAUGCUUUCAAUAUGGGCAACCUCCAACACAUCUACUUUUUCUCAUGCCAAGACAUCUAAAAAAUUACAUUCCUCUUCAUUGUCUUUACAAGCAUUACAAGAAAUCGCAUUACUACUGUUACAAGCAUCAUCAUCACCAACACCAUUACAAGCGUCAUUACAGGUGUCAUUACAAGCACUAUUUCAAGCACCAUUUCAAGUACCAUUUCAAGCACCAUUUCAAUCACCAUUUCAAGCACUAUUUCAAGCACCAUUAGCUUCAUUAUCCUCAUCACAAUCACUAUUUUUUUCGACUACUUUACCAAUGAUGGCUGAAUUUUUGAGAGAAAUAAACGAAAAUGAAGCAACUAAUUUCUACUAUCAAAGUUUCUUGCAUGAAUUUGAAAAACAGAAAGUUUCAGUAAAAAAUUUAGCAAGGUUACCUGAUAAAGCACUUAAGCUAUGUGGCAUAGAUGCAGUUGGUGCCUGA